ACACACACACUGAGUUCGAGCCCCAGCGCCGCUGCGAUCGGGCCGCGGGAGCGCCGAGCCACGCCGGGAUGGAGCGCUCCUGUGCGGCGCUUGUGGCCGCGGCCGCCGCCUGCUUCCUCGGUUUGGCCCUUAGCCAGAGCACGCUGAGUCCGGCCACGUCUCCGAGCCCCACCGCCGACGAGAACGUGAGCGCGAGCACAGCGUUUGAGCUCAGCACCACGUCCUCCAGCUGUUCUGCACUGAACACCUCCGCUUGCGCCGCCUGCGCGCCUGGCACCCGCGCCGACAACGAAACUCUGCUGUGCUCCUGCUGCUCGGACCCAGGUAUGUGUCUCCAGGAAGACGCAUGCCGACCCUGCGCUAUCGGCCACUUCCAGCCCCAGGGGGGCCAGGAGCUCUGCCUGCCCUGCUCGCAAGGAUUCUACAGCAGCUCUGUGGGGAGCAGUCAGUGCCUGGCCUGUCCUGCGGGCUCCUACAGCAACAGCAGCGGCUCCGAGUCGUGCUCCAGCUGUUCGCCAGGUUUCUAUACAUGGAAACAAAAUGCAACGUCCUGUGAUCCGUGUCCACAGGGAACUUUCUGCAACGCCUCCAACUGUACCAGUUGCCAGGUGUGUUCUCCGGGCAGCGAAUCCCUGCAGGUGGCAGCCAAAGAGUGUACACCGUGUCGCCCAGGUAUGUACAGGACGGCCGUGCAGAACUUGUGUCAGAUCUGCAGCAGUGGCUUCUUCCAGGUGCGCUGGGGGCAGGAGAGCUGUGACAUCUGCCCGGAAAACCACUACUGCCCCAGCCCAGACGUAAAUCCGGUCUUGUGCCCCGAUGACGCCUUCUGCCCCGAGGGCAGCACCUCUCCUGGAUACUGCAUGGAGACGUUCCUGCGGAAGGUGGGCCACAGGUGCGAGCUCGCACCCGUCACCAUCGCCCUGCUCGUCAUCGCCGGGGGCGCGGCCUUUCUCUUCGUCGUUGUGCUGCUGCUGCGCCGGCGAAGGGACGUGGAUCGAGAGCUGUCUCCGUCGCGGACACCGCUGCUGCGCAAGGAGCGACUGCCGGCCCAGUUCUACGGCGCAGAGCCGGUCUACGCCGGCUGGUGACUCGUACCGUCCCACGUGCACAGGCCACCUGCAUCCUCCCAGUGUCCUCCCUUCAUCCUCCCUUUGUCCCCCCAGUGUCCUCUCAAUGUCCUCUCCGCAUCCUCCCGAUGUUCCGAUGCCCCUCAGCACCACUGAAGCUCUCCAUGGUUUCCAUGGUAACCGACCCCAGGGCUGCUACAGUGUGAACCAGACGCACUUCCUGUUUGUCCCUGAAUGUUGCGCUGUCCUCGCUGGACCUCUUUUGCCGCGAGUUUGCCCAGCGGCUCCUGGCCACCGUGUCCCUGCUCGACCCUCUGCCGUGAUCCAGGCACUUUGAGUGGCCAGAGGCUGAAGACCAGCAGAACUCGGUGUUGAGCCCUUUGCUGCUGGACAUGUAACUGGACAUCAGUGCUCUUUGGUUAUGUCCACCUGCAGCACGUCUCAUCUCAGAAGUUCCCUAAGUUACGUUUAUGCAGAAAUACGCGACGGAAGGAGCCUCUUCUGGGAUAAUAGAGCAAACCCCCCCACUUUUCCAUAAACCUUUAUGUGCUGUGUGUACAUCAUAUAUCAUAGAUCAUAGCUCAGAAUGAAAUAGUGUCCUCAGCUGGACUGCUGAGUCUCCUUCUGCAGGUGUGUGUGUGUGCGACUAUUGAUGCUGUACAGUAGCGAGGGGAGAAAAACACAAGGCACUGAGAUACAAGUGUGUGUAUAAUAAAGACAGUAACACUGUAGCGUAACAGGACAGGAGACAUUCAUACUGAGUAUUUUUUUAUUUAACCAUUUUAACUGAGAUAUGAGUGUGUUCGUGUGUGUGUGUGUAAGUCAAUGUCCAUGAUUCCUUCUUGCCUUCCAGCUGUUUCUGCACUGUUAGGAGACUCACAUCUGGUGAAAGUGCUUCUGUUACUAUUUUUGUCGAUUAUAAAUAAAACAAAAGGCUGCACGAGCUGCGCACGAGCUCUCCUGUUACAUAAGAAGUGCGUCCAGCUGUAGAAAGAUGUCUAUUGACGCCUGUCUUCGCCUUGUUACCGAUGAUUUAUGAAAUAUGAAAAUGUAGAGAACUGGGUUGGGGGGCACUUUUCACCCUCUGAUACGAUUGUUUGUUUUUUUCUGUGAUAAAUAAAUAAAUGACUGACACGAG
Messenger RNA from Scleropages formosus (Asian bonytongue), 2205 nucleotides. Its product is annotated as sushi, von Willebrand factor type A, EGF and pentraxin domain-containing protein 1. Lineage: Eukaryota; Metazoa; Chordata; Actinopteri; Osteoglossiformes; Osteoglossidae. Gene Ontology annotation, molecular function: protein binding. The coding region runs from base 69 to 1088 and encodes 339 amino acids. The transcript is spliced from 9 exons. The record is from RefSeq and is a predicted model, not a curated record.